AGAUUGCAGGUCCAUCGAUGAAUGGGAGGCCGAAUGGGCGUGGUCAGACGUGGCAGUGACGUCACGUCGCACGUUUCCAGUGUCUCUGGAAAAUCUGCGCCGUGUCUUCAGCAUUUUUCAGUCAUACGGAGCAUUGGGCGGGGAGCUUUUGGAAAAGUGUGCAUUGUGCAGGAAAGAAAGACCAAAAAAUAUUUUGCCCUAAAAUAUAUGAACAAGCGGAGAUGCAUUGAAAAAGGAGUCGCCGCAAAUGUGAUCCGAGAGCUCACGCUUUUGAGCAAAAUGUCUCAUCCGUUUAUCGUGAAUCUAUGGUAUACGUUUCAGGAUGGCGAUUACAUGUACAUGGUAUCCGAUUUGCUACUGGGAGGUGAUCUCCGGUACCACUUGAGUCAGCAGGGGAAAUUUGCAGAGGAUCGAGCCAAACUCUACCUGUGCGAGAUUUGCCUUGCCGUGGAAUAUCUACACGAAAUGAAGAUAGUCCAUCGCGACAUAAAACCCGAAAACAUUCUGCUCGACGAGCAAGGCCACGCCCAUUUGACAGAUUUGAAUCUGGCGACACAGCUGGAGGAUGAUCAGCUUGCCACGUCUUACUCAGGCACACGGCCCUACAUGGCUCCGGAGAUUUAUGCGACUUAUUUGGAGAUAGAAGACGGAUAUGACAGUCGAGUUGAUUGGUGGGCUCUUGGUGUGUGCUUUUAUGAAAUGCUGCGAGGAAGGACACCGUUUGAGUUUAGCUCCAGGACGAAGCCCGAGGAAGCGUACGUAGCAUUCCGGGAGUCAUCGAUUCCUUAUCCUGCACACUGGCCAACUGAUCUCAUUCAAUUUAUAAAUUCGAUGCUGAAAUUCGACAAGGAAAAGCGUCUAGUCGGUUUGGAAGCCAUCAAGAAACACAGUUACACAGAACGUAUAGAUUUCAAGAGUGUUUUUGAGAAAAAACCAUCGCCAGUGUUCAUUCCUUGUAAAGAGGGUCUCAACUGUGAUCCGAUGUAUGAGUUGGAAGAACGUAUUCUUGUCUCAACACCAAUUCAUCGGCGGAGAACCAAUCAUAAUAAUAGCUCAGGGAGAAGCUCGAGUGAGCCGCAAAAUGCCGCGUUGGUCGAGGUUUCAAAGGCGUUCAUUGAUUUUUCCCGCCAUAACGUCAAAAUCGAGCCCAAUGGAUUUGUUAAAUUGAAUUAAUUUGUUUUUUUUUCACUUUAUUCUAUUCCUUUCUUCAUAAGUUUGAUACGGUUAUAAAGGUACAAAACAUUUAAAAAAGGGUUGUUGUUCAGUAAAGUUGUUCAGUAAAGA
This is a messenger RNA of Caenorhabditis elegans, 1284 nucleotides long. It is a transcript of the gene M03C11.1, whose product is annotated as Protein kinase domain-containing protein. Lineage: Eukaryota; Metazoa; Nematoda; Chromadorea; Rhabditida; Rhabditidae. The coding region runs from base 34 to 1173 and encodes 379 amino acids. Gene Ontology annotation, molecular function: transferase activity; protein kinase activity; kinase activity. The record is from RefSeq and is marked reviewed. The transcript has 8 exons.